Messenger RNA from Penicillium salamii, 1413 nucleotides. The record is from the annotation of a GenBank genome assembly. NCBI's taxonomy places the organism in Eukaryota, Fungi, Ascomycota, Eurotiomycetes, Eurotiales, Aspergillaceae.
AUGCCUCCACCACUCCCCUCCUCCCACCAGGGCAUGACCAAGAACCCCCUCAAGCCCAGUCGCCAUCGCCCUGGAAAGGCCGUGCCGGAAGAGGAAUCGUCAGAAGAAGAGGAAGAGGAUAAUGAGGAAACGCAAAGAGAAGAGGAACGGCGCAAGCGAAUUGAGGCGCAACGUCGACGACAGCAAGCGCCCAAAGCUAGCUCUUUCCCUGCUGCGGCGGUAGCACAAGCGACUGAAGAGGACGAUGAAGAAGGAUUCGUUACUGACGAGGAGGAUGCGCCCGCGCCCGCGCCAAAAACUACCCAAUCUACGGAUGCGAUAGAGCCUACGCCAAAACCCACACAUACACCUGCUACAGCUGAAAGUGCAGAAGAAGAGGAAGAGGAAGAGGAAGAGGAAGAGGAGGAAAGCUCUGAAGAAGAGAGCAGUUCUGAAGAUGAAGCGCCUCGCCGAAUGCUCAUCCGACCAACCUUCAUCAAAAAAGACAAGCGCAACACGACUCAAGAGUCUGCAGGCCAGACGCAAGCACAAAUCAAUGCAGAGGCAGAAGCAGAAGAAGCCAAGCGCGCUGCACAGAGACAAGAAAAAGCCGAUAUGUUAAUUCGCGAUCAACUUGAAAAAGAAGCCAUUGCACGCUCAACUGCCACUCGGGCAUGGGACGAUGACGAGCUUGUUGAAGCUGAUGACGAAGAAGCAAUCGAUGAUACAGAUGGUCUUGAUGCCGAGGCAGAGCUUGCCGCGUGGAAACUGCGUGAAUUGAAGCGUGUCAAGCGCGAGCGCGAAGCUAUUGAAGAAACAGAGAAAGAGCGCGAGGAAAUUGAGCGCCGUCGUAACCUUACGGCUGAAGAGCGGGAGCGUGAAGAUAGCGAGUUCAUUGCGAAGCAGAAGGAAGAUCGUGAUGCUACUCGUGGCCAGACGGGCUUCAUGCAACGUUAUUUCCACAAGGGUGCUUUCUUCCGCGGAGAUCUUGAGGCUGAGGGCCUUGAUCGGCGCGAGCUUAUGGGUGCACGAUUCGAAGAUGAUGUCAAUCGUGAUACCUUGCCUCAAUACAUGCAGGUUCGGGAUAUGACGAAGCUGGGCAAGAAAGGACGCACGCGCUAUAGGGAUUUGAAGACCGAGGACACGGGUCGCUUUGGUGAUGGGUUGGAGAACCGAAGACGCCGUGAUGGUCCGCCGCAGGGUGUUACGGAUGAGCGCUUUAUGCCUGAUCGUCCUGGUGAUGAUCGGGACCGUGGGCCUACGGGUGCGAAUGCCAGUGCUGUGAGACCUAAGCGGCGGUCGAGGUCGCGAUCACCACGGCGGGACCGAGAUGAUCGAGACAACGGUCGGGAGCGGAGUCGAUCCCGGGAGCGCAGGAAACGAAGCCCAUCCCCGUACGAAGAUCGAGAGAAGCGUCGGCGGACGGGUUCAUGA